AUGUCCUCCGGCGGCCUCGUCUCCGCCCUCUCCGGCUGCAAAAAGUCGCUCACCUUCACCUGGAUCGGCUGGCCCGGCUUCUACAUCCCGGUCAAAGACCGGCCCAUCGUCGACAAGCGGCUCUCGGACGAGUACAGCUGCCAGGCCGUCUACCUCGACGACGACGUCGCCGACCGCCACUACAACGGCUUCUCCAACUCGAUCCUCUGGCCCUUGUUCCACUACCACCCGGGCGAGAUGAACUUCGACGAGGCCAACUGGCAGGCGUACCGCCAGGCCAACCUCGCCUUCGCCCACGCCGUCCGCACCGUGAUCCGGCCGGGAAGCAUGGUCUGGGUCCAGGACUACCACCUCAUGCUCCUCCCCAUGCUCCUCCGCGGCCUCGUCGAACCCAACCGCACGAAGCAGGGCGCGAGCAGCACGACGACGACGGAGCUCGAGCGCAUCACGGAGGGCAUCGAAGGCGACGUGCCCGUCCCCUCCGAAUCGGAAUCGCUCUCGGGCGUCAAGAUCGGCUUCUUCCUCCACACCCCCUUCCCCUCCUCCGAGAUCUACCGCAUUCUCCCCGUCCGGCGCGAGAUCUUGCUCGGCAUCCUCUACUCGGACCUCAUCGGCUUCCACACGUACGACUACGCCCGGCACUUCCUCUCCUCCUGCACCCGCAUCCUCGGCCUGCCCACCAUGCCGAACGGCGUCGAGUUCGAGGGCCGGCUCGCCCACGUCGGCACCUUCCCCAUCGGCAUCGACCCGCAAAGCUUCAUCUCCAACCUCGAAAAACCCGCGGUCAAAGACCGGCUCGCCGCGCUCGAGCGCCGCUUCGACGGCGUCAAAGUCAUCGUCGGCGUCGACCGGCUGGACUACAUCAAGGGCGUGCCCCAAAAGCUGCACGCGCUCGAGCUCUUCCUCUCCCAGCACCCGGAGUGGAUCGGCAAGAUCGUGCUCGUCCAGCUCGCCGUGCCCUCCCGGCAGGACGUGGAGGAGUACCAGAACCUGCGGAGCACGGUGAACGAGCUCGUGGGCCGGAUCAACGGCCGGUUCGGCACGGUCGAUUUUAUGCCGAUCCAUUUUAUGCACAAGAGCUUGCCGUUCGACGAGCUGUGCGCGUUGUAUGCGGUGUCGGACGUGUGUUUGGUGUCGUCGACGAGGGACGGGAUGAACCUCGUUUCGUACGAGUACAUCGCGUGCCAGCAGGAACGUCAGGGCGUGAUGAUCCUCUCCGAGUUUGCGGGCGCGGCCCAGAGCUUGAACGGCUCGCUCGUCGUCAACCCGUGGGACUCGCAGCAGGUCGCCGACGCCAUCUUCGAGGCGGUCACCAUGCCGGCCGAGCAGCGCGCGGAGAACCACCGGAAGCUGUUCAAGUAUGUCAACAAGUACUCGGCCGCGUAUUGGGGCACGUCCUUCGUGCGCGAGAUGGGCAAGCUCAACCCCGAAGAGGAGAUGAAACGCCUCCAAUCCGACGGCGCAUGA
Molecule: messenger RNA, 1467 nt
Organism: Punctularia strigosozonata HHB-11173 SS5
Lineage: Eukaryota; Fungi; Basidiomycota; Agaricomycetes; Corticiales; Punctulariaceae
Product: TPS1 protein
Exons: 6
Coding region: 1-1467 (488 amino acids)
Biological process (GO): cellular response to heat; trehalose biosynthetic process
Cellular component (GO): alpha,alpha-trehalose-phosphate synthase complex (UDP-forming); cytosol
Molecular function (GO): catalytic activity
Source: RefSeq, a predicted model, not a curated record